AUGCGGACCUCUUGGAGCUUGCCGCGGCUCUCGCGCACUUCAAAGGCAUGUCUGGCUUGUACCCUGCUCGACAACCGUGCCGACUCUGACUGUAAACUCAAAUUAGAUCUCGGCCUUGAUGGUGAUGUCGUCAACAAGGACAACUUCCCUCUGCCUACCCUUGGCGCCGCUCUUGAUUGCAUUGCCCGGGAUGUCCAUCAAGGCAAGGGCUUUGCCGUAGUCCGCGGCAUUGAUCCGCAGAAGCACUCGGUUGAGGAUCUCACAGUACUUUAUCUUGGCAUCCAGGGGUAUAUUGCCAACCAGCGUGGCCGUCAAGACAAGAAGGGAAACAUGCUCGUCCACAUUGUUGCCGACAACACCACUCAAGCCAAGGCUGAUCACCAUCGCCAUUCCACUUCAGCCAUUACCUUCCACAACGAGGAGUCAGGUGACGUUGUCAGUUGGCUGACACGGAAUACCGCUGCGGCUGGUGGCAAGUGCAUCAUUGCUUCUGCCCACACUGUCUACAACAUUCUCGCGGCCACUCGGCCGGACAUCAUCCGCACCUUGUCCCGUUCAGAUUGGCCAUUUGCCCUGCCCAAAUUCCAGUGCCGCCCAAUUCUUUUCCACCACGAUGGAAAGAUCAUCAUCAACUUUGGACGUACUCCCCUGAUGGGAAAUCCCACCCAUCCCCGUCCAGCGCAUUUCCCGUCGUUGACCCAUCGUCAAAUCGAGGCUCUCGAUGCAGUCGAGGCUAUUGCCAGAGCAACUCAAAUGGAGAUCCAGACUCGUGCUGGGGACAUUCACUUCAUCAACAACUUAGCCAUCCUUCAUCGCCGUGAAGCAUUUGUCAACGGCCAAGGCCCUGACGAGAGGCGCCAUCUCGUCCGCAUGCGCGUGCGCAGCGAGAGCCUGGGCUGGUCCAUUCCAGCCGAGCUCCAUCGCGAGUGGUUUGACGCAUUCGAGAAGCCUGCCGACCGCGUUUGGCACCUGGAGCCUAUGCCUGACGCGUUCUUCCCCCUCCGGAAGUAUCCCAACUGA
Messenger RNA from Colletotrichum higginsianum IMI 349063, 1020 nucleotides. RefSeq names its product TfdA family Taurine catabolism dioxygenase TauD. The transcript is spliced from 4 exons. Bases 1 to 1020 code for a protein of 339 amino acids. Gene Ontology annotation, molecular function: oxidoreductase activity. The record is from RefSeq and is a predicted model, not a curated record. Lineage: Eukaryota; Fungi; Ascomycota; Sordariomycetes; Glomerellales; Glomerellaceae.